Molecule: messenger RNA, 3641 nt
Organism: Ostrea edulis (European flat oyster)
Lineage: Eukaryota; Metazoa; Mollusca; Bivalvia; Ostreida; Ostreidae
Product: mannosyl-oligosaccharide glucosidase-like
Exons: 2
Coding region: 178-2685 (835 amino acids)
Biological process (GO): protein N-linked glycosylation; oligosaccharide metabolic process
Cellular component (GO): endoplasmic reticulum membrane
Molecular function (GO): Glc3Man9GlcNAc2 oligosaccharide glucosidase activity
Source: RefSeq, a predicted model, not a curated record
ACUGGUGUAAUGAAACGCUUGUAAGUAUGGCGAAAUAUAAUGGGGCAGGAAAAGAGAAAUUGACGUGGAUUGUUUUGUACACGUUUUGGGGAGGGCAUUGUCGGUACGCGAAUGGAAAUGUACUUGUAACAUAGUAUUGACGCAUUUCUAACAAUAAAUUUGUAGCUGAUCAUCAAAAUGGUUAAACACAGAAAGAGACAACAACAUAAUACAAAUGCUCACAAUAGGAGACCAAAUCAAUCAGAAAACUCAGCAGGUGUUGAAUCGCAAAACGAAUCCGCCUCCCAAAAAACGAAGCAUAAGCAGCGACACAAAAGGACUCUUGACCAAUCACACCAAAGAAAAAUGGCAUGGCUUAUUAUAUUUGUGUUAGCAAUGAUGCUAGGAGGAACUAUUUACAUGCGAUAUCAAAUUUAUAUCCAGGAAUUAGUUGCCACUCCGCUAGAUGUUCCUAAAAUGAUUUCGCAUAACUCGUCAGCUCCUACGGUAAAUCCUGAAAAGUUUUGGGGAACCUACCGAUCUAAUUUGUAUUUUGGCCUGAAGACACGAUCUCCGACAUCGCCAGUGGUAGGAUUAAUGUGGCUGGAACAGGCAACAAUGAUGCCGCCACCCAUUCGACAUUGGUGUAGUCAAGAUGACAGAUUAUCACGGUAUGGAUGGCUCAAACAUGAUGGAGUCAAUUUUGGCAUCCAGAACAUUGAAGAGCAACAUUUCAAUCUAACAACAUCAUUUGUGAAGCAACCUGGAGGUGAACAUGGCGGUGAUUGGACUGCUCGUAUUUCCGCUAUUCCCAAAGAUACCAAUCGACCCGUAAUCGUGUCUCUCAUGUUUUAUGUAGCAUUAGAUGGUCAGGGCUCACUGAAACCCAACAUAGCAAGGAACAGGAUGGAAUCAGUCAAUGGGCAAUCUAUUGAACUUGGAAACUUUAAGAUAUCGUUUCCUAAAGCUAGGAAUGGCACGGGAAUAAAAUACCAUCAUCUCAUCUCAUAUUCCUCUAGACUUGAAAAGCUGAAAGAUUUGUUACAGAAUUCUAUGCGAACUGAUAGCUUUGAUAAAGGGAGGACAAUUCCAUACUUUACACUCGGGGGACGUCUGAUCCCAAGAGACAGUCCGGAUCCAAAUUUUAUGGUCCAUCAAGUUACAGCCCAGUUGCCACUGGAGAUGGACGUGGUGUUUGAAUCGGAGAGCCGCUAUGAUCGACACAGUUCCCUUCAGGGUGAAUUGUACACUCAUAGACUUGAGAGGUUUUCAAAAAGCUUUGACGAUAAAUUCACUGAAGUAUUUAACUUGGAAAAGAAAAGAUAUAAUGUACCUGAAAUUUACUUUGCAAAAGCAGCAUUGAGUAAUAUGGUUGGCAGCAUUGGAUAUUUUUAUGGUUCUUCUGUUGUGAAAUCCAAAUACAAUAAAGAACCUAUUUACUACUGGCCUGCGCCUCUGUAUACUGCUGUCCCCUCCAGGUCCUUCUUUCCAAGAGGGUUUCUAUGGGAUGAAGGUUUCCACAAUCUUCUCAUAAGUCAAUGGGAUCCCGAAAUAUCGAAGGACAUCAUUGCUCAUUGGCUGGACUUGCUCAAUGCUGAGGGUUGGAUUCCUAGGGAACAAAUUUUAGGCGUCGAGGCCAGUGCUCGAGUGCCAGAAGAGUUUGUGGUACAGAGAAACGAGAAUGCCAAUCCACCUACUUUAUUUUUACCACUUCAACGUUUGAUCAAAGACAUGACAACAAGCCAGGAUCCGAGAGACAAGCAGUUCUUAAAAUCAAUAUUUCCAAGGUUGAAAAAAUGGUUUAGUUGGUUCAACACAACACAAGUAGGUAAUGAGCCGUUAACCUAUUACUGGAGAGGGAGAGAUGAUCAGACCAAAAAAGAGUUAAAUCCUAAGACUCUGACUUCUGGUCUAGAUGAUUAUCCUCGAGCAUCACACCCAAACGCAAAGGAAAGACAUGUAGAUCUUAGGUGCUGGAUGGCUCUAGCUUCGGGUAUUCUCUCUGACAUUGCAAAGGAGCUUGGAGAGAAUUGGAAAGAAUACGAAGCCACACACAGCGUUCUCUCUGACAAUGGUCUGUUAGACAAACUGCACUGGUCUCCGAAGAAACAGCGCUACAGUGAUUAUGGACUCCACUCAGAUAGAGUUGUUCUGGUCAAACCAAAACCUCCCAAAAAUUUGCAGCCCGGACAACCGUAUGACAAAGAGAAAAUACGGGAAGUGAAGAUCGAGCCUCAAAUGCAGUUUGUCGAGUCUUUUGGAUAUGUCUCUCUGUUUCCUUUUAUGCUGAAGAUUGUGGAACCAAGUUCUUUGAAACUUUAUAAAAUUUUGAAUGAUCUCACUAAUACUGAUUUGUUGUGGACCAAUUAUGGACUUCGGUCUUUGGCUAGAAAUGCUCCACAGUAUCAGAAAAGGAACACAGAACAUGACCCACCAUACUGGAGAGGAGCUAUCUGGAUUAAUAUGAAUUAUCUUACUCUGAGUGCUCUUCAUCACUAUUCAAACAUUCCUGGUCCAUAUCAACAGUUAGCAAACGGAAUCUACAAGGAUUUACGUGCAAAUGUUGUCAAUAACUUAAUAAAGGAAUAUUAUAGGACGGGCUAUAUUUACGAACAAUAUGAUGACAUAUCUGGUGAAGGUAAAGGGUGUCACCCAUUCACGGGAUGGUCAGCUCUAGUCGUACUCAUAAUGGCAGAGAAAUAUUAGUCACUUAUUUUCAUUUUAGAUACACAUUAUAUAUACAUAUUUGAUGUGUUUAUUAAUUUUUUUAAAAAUAAAAAUUGGGUGGUAAUAGAAUUUUUUUUACAUUGGUGAAUGAUAUGACUGUUGUAAUUACUAGUGUGUAGACAGUAUAACUUUAUGACAACAAACUUUUUGAAGAAGUAUAGAUUAUUUUCAUGAUUCUAACAGAAUUUCAAUGUUUGCAUGAUUGGCGAAGUGCAUGUAAUCUUAUCCGAGUUGAUUGAUAGAAUGAUUGAUUUUGUUAGAUUGUUGGAUGAAGAAUGAAAUGAUCUAUUAAUAGUAUACAUGUAUAUUGCAGAUGAAGUCAGUGUCAUGCAAAUGCAUCUUUCAUUCCAUCUAGAUUGAAACUGAUAUGUAUCAUACAAUUUCAUUUCAUUCAUGAAUCAACCCUAAAUUCUAGUGGAAAUCUAGAUGAGAUCUAGUUUACAAAUAUGAAAUGUCAAAUAAACAGAAAAUUGCUCACUUUCCUAUUUUGCUUUAUUAUGCAAGACAUAUUUGUGAAAUGAGGUUUUUUUUCAGGGAAAAUGUGUUCAAUCUUAUAUUUUAAUUUCAUCAUCAUCUUACCAGGAUUUGAACCUGUGCAGAUUCACUUAGCACUUGUGACCUACUUGAGGGCUAAAAGUAGGUCAAAUAGUUUCCUGGUUUUUUUAUCGUUAUGGAUACAGAUAUUGCACCAACAUUUUGUCAUCACUGUCCGAUGGGCGUAUGAUGAAUCGUUUGCAGCACUCGUGUUUGAUCGAGCUAUCCGGGACCAACAGUCACAUGUUUAUGACCAACAUGUAUCCUCAGAAAUGUCACACAUUGAAGGGAGCAACUCUGGAUUGUAAUUAUGACACCAACUCUUUACAGUAGUUAAACUGAAAUAAUGGAACAACAAUGUGAAAUAUCAACUUAAUUAAAAUUCAGCGAUUUUGAAUUUA